AUGGUAGGGGUUACUAUUUUUAUCAUUAUUUAUAUAAAAAUUUUAUUUUAUGUAAAUAGAUAUAUAAAAAAAAAAAAAAAAAAUGCUAGUUUUUUUUUUUUUUUUUUUUUGGAAAUUCAAAUAACACAAACACACAAAAAUAAUGGGAUAGUUAAUUGGGGAAAGAAUUUAUAG
This is a messenger RNA of Dictyostelium discoideum AX4, 174 nucleotides long. RefSeq lists its product as hypothetical. The record is from RefSeq and is a predicted model, not a curated record. The transcript has 4 exons. Bases 1 to 174 code for a protein of 57 amino acids. NCBI's taxonomy places the organism in Eukaryota, Evosea, Eumycetozoa, Dictyosteliales, Dictyosteliaceae.